Messenger RNA from Penaeus monodon (black tiger shrimp), 1458 nucleotides. RefSeq names its product proteoglycan 4-like. The transcript has 3 exons. NCBI's taxonomy places the organism in Eukaryota, Metazoa, Arthropoda, Malacostraca, Decapoda, Penaeidae. The coding region runs from base 1 to 1458 and encodes 485 amino acids. The record is from RefSeq and is a predicted model, not a curated record.
AUGAUUUCUUACACGGAAAUCAGUAUUCUAGACUUUCGCAAGCCACAGCUAACCAAAACCAAGUCAAAAAGCGAGCCACAGCGAGCCAAAAGCAAGCCAAAGCAAGUCACAGCUAACCAAAAGCAAGCCACAGCAAGCCACAUCAAGUCAAAAGCGAGCCACAGCGAGCCAAAAGCAAGCCAAAGCAAGUCACAGCUAACCAAAAGCAAGCCAAAGCAAGCCACAGCGAGCCAAAAGCAAGCCAAAGCAAGUCACAGCGAGCCAAAAGCAAGCUCAAGCAAGUCACAGCAAGCCAAAAGCAAGCCACAGCAAGCCACAGCGAGCCAAAAGCAAGCCACAGCAAGCCACAUCGAGCCAAAAGCAAGCCACAGCAAGCCACAGCAAGCCAAAAGCAAGCCAAAGCAAGCCACAUCGAGCCAAAAGCAAGCCACAGCAAGCCACAGCAAGCCAAAAGCAAGCUCAAGCAAGCCACAUCGAGCCAAAAGCAUGCCACAGCGAGCCAAAAGCAAGCCCAAGCAAGCCACAGCGAGCCAAAAGCCACAGCAAGCCACAUCGAGCCAAAAGCAAGCCACAGCAAGCCACAUCGAGCCAAAAGCAAGCCAAAGCAAGUCACAGCGAGCCAAAAGCAAGCCAAAACAAGUCACAGCGAGCCAAAAGCAAGCCCAAGCAAGCCAAAGCAAGUCACAGCGAGCCAAAAGCAAGCCACAGCAAGCCACAUCGAGCCAAAAGCAAGCCACAGCAAGCCACAUCGAGCCAAAAGCAAGCCCAAGCAAGCCACAGCAAGCCACAUCGAGCCAAAAGCAAGCUCAAGCAAGCCACAUCGAGCCAAAAGCAAGCCACAGCGAGCCAAAAGCAAGCCCAAGCAAGCCCAAGCAAGCCACAUCGAGCCAAAAGCAAGCCAAAGCAAGCCACAGCAAGCCACAUCGAGCCAAAAGCAAGCCACAGCAAGCCACAUCGAGCCAAAAGCAAGCCACAGCAAGCCACAGCGAGUCAAAAGCAAGCCACAGCAAGCCACAUCGAGCCAAAAGCAAGCCACAGCAAGCCACAGCGAGCCAAAAGCAAGCCACAGCAAGCCACAUCGAGCCAAAAGCAAGCCACAGCAAGCCACAUCGAGCCAAAAGCAAGCCACAGCAAGCCACAACGAGCCAAAAGCAAGCCGCAGCAAGCCACAUCGAGCCAAAAGCAAGCCACAGCAAGCCACAUCGAGCCAAAAGCAAGCCGCAGCAAGCCACAUCGAGCCAAAAGCAAGCCGCAGCAAGCCACAUCGAGCCAAAAGCAAGCCGCAGCAAGCCACAUCGAGCCAAAAGCAAGCCAAAGCGGCAGUCACUUCGAGGCCCCGCCCCUUGCUCAGGCGUCAUCAUCGCAGACAUUAAAGCUGAGCUCUUCGGUAAUCCCUACUUUAGGGCCGACCUUCCAUGGGGACUUCCCCUGGUCUGCGUGUGGCUCUACAAGUGCUGA